AUGUUACAAUUUUUCCGCAAUACCCUACAGGGCUGGUUGCUCGUGGCUGUUCUCGCCCAAGCUGCACCGACAGAUGUAUCAUACAAGAAUCAUCGAUCUGAUCUAAUCGGUCAUCGCUCCCAAAACUGCAACGACGACAUUCGCCUAAUCCGUCGGGAAUGGGGCGAUAUAUCUACCACAGAACGCCUGGCCUUUAUCAACAGUGUUAAAUGUUUGAUGAAACUCCCAUCACGAAUUCCCGAGGGACUAGCACCAGGAGCUCAGAAUCAUUACGACGACUUUGUUGCAACGCAUAUCAACCGUACUGUCCACGUACACUUGAACGGAGCUUUCCCCACCUUCCACCGCGAAUUUAUCCAUGUCUUCGAAAACACUCUUCGCACAGAAUGUGGCUACGAGUACGCCAUCCCUUAUAUUGACUGGCCCAAGUGGGCUACUAACCUUACUGCUUCCCCUAUCUUUGAUGGUAGUGAGACCUCACUAAGCGGUGAUGGGCUUUUCAACCCGAGUCGCACUACUGCGAUAGUUCCAGGAGUCGGUACUGCGCUUACGAAUGGAAACGGUGGCGGUUGUGUAGUCACUGGUCCUUUUGCCAAUCACAAUGGGUCUUUCCAGUUAUUCCCUCAGGUCUCUGACUUCAAGAAUUUGCCAGCUCUCGAGGAUCCUUUGGGCUACCACCCACACUGCCUGACCCGAGACCUGAAUAACAAAGUCGCGAGCGGUUCGUACUCGGACCCGUCAGCCAUCACCAACAUAACUUUAGCCCCUGACUUCACCACCAUGGUAGCAGCAUUCAACGCAGGCGACCCCGACAACAGCUUUAGUAUGGGGGUUCACGGUGGCGGUCACUUCGCAGUCGGUCCGGAAAUGUGGGACUUCUGGGCAAGCCCCUCCGAUCCAGUGUUCUGGCUACAUCAUUCUUUCGUGGACAAAACGUACACUACCUGGCAGCAGGGUGAUCACGCUACACGCGCAAAAGGACAAACUGCUGUUUCCGGCACUGACGCUCUCCUCGAUGAUCCAUCUGGCAAGAACAUCACGCUUGACUAUAUGAUGGAUAUGGGGUUCCUAGCGAAGGCCAAGCCAAUUAGGGAGAUCCUCGACGUUUCAGGUGGAGACUACUGCUAUGGAUACAAAUAA
Molecule: messenger RNA, 1140 nt
Organism: Ascochyta rabiei
Lineage: Eukaryota; Fungi; Ascomycota; Dothideomycetes; Pleosporales; Didymellaceae
Product: Tyrosinase
Exons: 2
Coding region: 1-1140 (379 amino acids)
Molecular function (GO): oxidoreductase activity
Source: RefSeq, a predicted model, not a curated record